GUGUUUUACUAGUCCAGCCGAGACUGCGAGCCGAGCUGUCCCGAGCCGAGCUUUCCCGAGCGGAGCCGAGCAGAGCCGAAGUAGAUUAACGUGCUGCUUCAUUCGGCUACCAGCAGCUUAAAGCUCAAAGUUCCCCCUCAUCUCCAGGGUGACCGGUAAACGGUGGCGGAAUUUACCCACUCCACCUCACCACCAAAACACUGGAUCGUGCUACUUUCAAGCUGCAAUCAGAGAGUAUUUUCUGACUACUUACACGGCGAUACGGAUCUGCUGCAGAAGCUGGACUUGUGCUUCAUCUCUUCUCUGCUCUCACUUCAGGGGCUGCAGCAGCAGCAGCAGCAGCAGCAUCACACGUUUAAUGUAAGAGCAGACCUGAGAAGACUUCGAUGAUUUUCUGCCAUGAUGCAGCUUUAAUCGGUUUAACAAGAGCUCGCAGCGAUCAGAGAUGUCGACCACAGUUCCUACAACCCUUUCUACAACCGGCUCUUUUGCUACUUCUACCAAUGAUCCUCAGUCUUCAGAUCAGCUCAUAGUCGUUGUGGCUUCAUUAUCUUGUCUGGGGCUUUUUGUGAUGAUUCUGCUGCUGGUGUGUCAUAUCUACCGCAAAGAGCCUUGCUGCAAGACCACGUCUUGUGAGGACACUAGUGAAAACCUGGAGGCUUCGUCUCAAUACUUCAACAGCAUACAGAGUUUGGUGGGCCCAACCUGUGUCGACUUACCUAUCGAAGGCUAUAAUAACUUUAACCCUGAGUCUGGGCAGCUGUUUUAUGUGGGCAUGCCCAGCACAUACUGCAUUCCUCCUAUGGACCCGAACAUGCCCCGUCUGCCCUCUUAUGAGAGUGUGCGUAAGAAGGACCGACAGCGGGAGAUCCACAUGAUGAUUGCAGACCGCUUUGGACUAAAUGGACCCAUGCCAACAACAGAGCUCCCUCCUACAUACGAGGAGAGCAUUCGCCAGGCUCAUCAGUCCAUAGAGGUUCCAUUUGAUGCCAUACCAGCAGGAAUUCUACAACCAGAUGUGGACUUUCAGCCACCUAUGAUUGCCUUACCUCAAAAUGAGACUCUACCUCAGACCCCAACCUCACCUGGUAUUAAUUAUGCCAAUAACUAUUUUUACCCUGAACCUCAGGCUGUUGUGUAUCCUGCAAAUAUAUUGGAUCAGACUUGCGAUGAUCACCACCAAAUGAGCGAUACAAACAUGGAGCCAUAAGGAGAACACUGCCAGUAUGUGCCUCUUAUUUCACCUGACUUUGCUGCACUGCAGACUGGAACUUUGCUUAUCAGUGACUCCUGACAGCAGGAAAAACAGGAUAUUUUACUGGAGCUUCUAGCAAAAACAACAAAAAAGAAAAGUGCUGCUGUGAAAAGUGGCUCGAACUGGGACUAAACUUUCUGAAUCACUUUAUAAUCUCAGGUAAUUCUUAGAUAUGGAUCUUGUGCCUACUAGAGAGAGAUUGACAUCGAAACCACCGGAAACAGCAGAUUCAUGUCACUUUAAAGAAGCAUUUAAUGUUGUUUCUCUAGUUUUAUUACCUUUAAUUAUCUUACUGUUUAAAACAAUCAACCUUAAACUAUGUAAAUAGCUUAUUUCUAAAUGUUUAUAAAUGUUUUUGAUCUUUGGUAAUAGAUUCUUAUGUUUUCCAUGUAAACUACUUCUCAGGAAAUAAAGC
Trichomycterus rosablanca is the source of this 1670-nucleotide messenger RNA. RefSeq lists its product as uncharacterized. The record is from RefSeq and is a predicted model, not a curated record. Bases 446 to 1210 code for a protein of 254 amino acids. The transcript has 5 exons. Lineage: Eukaryota; Metazoa; Chordata; Actinopteri; Siluriformes; Trichomycteridae.